Molecule: messenger RNA, 2799 nt
Organism: Cuscuta campestris
Lineage: Eukaryota; Viridiplantae; Streptophyta; Magnoliopsida; Solanales; Convolvulaceae
Source: the annotation of a GenBank genome assembly
GUGACCCCUUUCCCUCUUCAUUUUGCAUUCCUCCUCCUCCGGUCUAUAUAAUAAUAAACCUACUGCCAUUUCCUCAAAAUUCAUCACAUUCAUAUCAAUUCUUUUAACUCAUUACGUACGCUCAUUUGUAUAUGUGCGUAAAGAUAUAAGAAAAUACCUUUUGUGUUCUUCCGUACCUCCAAACAAAUGGCAAGCACGCGCAUAAGUGGCAUGUUGCUUGCGUUCUUUGGGUUUGUCUGUCUUCUUCUUGUAGGACUCCCUGCCACCGAGGCUGCUACUAAGACAUACAAGUUCAACAUUCAAGUGAGUAAUGUGAGCAGGCUGUGCCAUCCCAAGCCAAUUGUGACAGUAAAUGGGAGGUUUCCAGGGCCUACCGUUUAUGCAAGAGAAGGGGACAGAGUUAUUAUCAAUGUCACUAACCACGCACAAUAUAACAUGUCCAUCCACUGGCACGGACUGAAGCAGUUUCGCAACGGUUGGGCAGAUGGACCGGCUUACGUAACCCAAUGUCCAAUCUCGACCGGGAAUAGUUAUGUCCAUGACUUCAACAUUACUGGCCAAAGAGGAACCUUGUGGUGGCAUGCACAUAUUCUUUGGCUAAGGGCAACCGUUUAUGGCGCAAUUGUGAUCAUGCCACAACAAGGGACCCCUUUCCCCUUCCCACAGCCUGACAGAGAAGAAGUUAUCGUGCUCGGAGAAUGGUGGCAUGCAGACGUUGAAACACUGGUGAAUGAAGGGAACCGAUUGGGGUUGCCCCCAAAUGCAUCCGAUGCUCACACAAUCAAUGGGAAGCCCGGACCGCUUUUCCCAUGUUCUGAAAAACAUACAUAUGUUAUGGAGGUUGAGCAAGGGAAAACAUACCUGCUUAGGAUAGUCAACGCUGCCCUAAACGACGACCUUUUUUUCGCAUUAGCAAACCACAACAUGACUGUAGUAGAGAUUGACGCAGUCUACACGAAGCCCCUCUCCACAAAUGCUAUUCUUAUCGCCCCUGGCCAGACAACUAAUGUUCUUGUCAGAGCCAAUCAAAUCCCAGGAAGAUAUUUCAUGGCUGCACGGCCUUUCAUAGACGUUCCAAUUUCAAUAGAUAACAAAACCGCCACUGCCAUAUUCCAAUACAAAGGUGUCCCAAACACGAUAUUCCCAAAACGUCCUCUCUUACCCGCUUCCAACGACACUGCUUUUGCCUUGGCAUUCAACGGAAAGCUUAGAAGCCUAAACACUCCCAACUUCCCGGCAAAAGUUCCACUGAAAGUGGAUAGGAAUCUGUUCUUCACAGUUGGUCUGGGGAUGAAUCCGUGUCCAACAUGCUUGAACGGUACUAGGUUGACAGCUUCGCUGAACAACAUUUCAUUUGUGAUGCCCCACACUGCCCUUCUAGAAGCUCAUUACUUCAAUAUGACGGGAGUGUACAACACAGAUUUCCCAGACAAACCGCCGAUUCCAUUUAACUACACUGGUGCACCUUUAACUGCAAACCUCAAGACGGCUCGCGGGACAAGGGUCAGUAAGCUUGCCUUCAACUCCACUGUUGAGUUGGUUUUACAAGACACUAAUCUUCUGACUGUUGAAUCACACCCUUUCCAUCUCCAUGGAUAUAACUUUUUUGUUGUCGGAACUGGAGUUGGGAAUUUCAAUCCUGCCAAGGACCCCAAAAAUUAUAACCUCGUUGAUCCUCCAGAGAGAAACACUGUUGGUGUUCCCACGGGUGGUUGGGCUGCCAUUCGUUUCAGAGCUGAUAAUCCAGGAGUAUGGUUUUUCCACUGCCAUUUGGAGCUGCACACAGGUUGGGGGUUGAAAACAGCUUUUGUAGUGGAAGACGGACCAGGUUCAGAUCAAAAGACUCUGCCUCCACCGAAGGAUCUCCCACUCUGCUGAUGUUCAAACAAUCACAGUGUAUAUGCCUCGUCAUGAAAAAAAAUAUCAUAUGAGGCCUAUUGAGGAUCCCACAAAUUUGAAACAUACAUAGAAAUGGUUACACAUAUGCUAUUAAGAAAAGAGAUUGAGAAAAUAUCAUUCAAUUUGUAUUUAAUUUGGAAAUGUAAUAAAAGUUCAUAAAAUUGAUUUGACUUUGCGUAUAUAUCACUAAAAAAGAAAGGGCUUAACUAAGAGUCCUUGUAGCUCACCUUUCUAUUGGAUAGGUGAGAGCCUGAGAGGUACAACUAUGACUAACAAGCUAUGAAAAGAUUUGACUUUUGAUCCCGUGACUAACUAGGUUAUUUUCUUUUUUUUUGUCCCGUGACUUUUAGGUCAUUUUCACUUUUGUUUUUUACAGGAUGAGUGCUUAGGAUCAAUAGGGGCCAGAGAUUCAGUUAUAUAUGCACCAAAAGUGAAAAUGACCUUAAAGUGAAAAUCCACCUCAAACCCCUGUGUCUUACUUCGUAUAUAUGAAGAAAAACAAGGACCGGUAACAAAAUUUAAAAGAAGUCUAGUUAAACAACUUUAAUUUGACUAGAAAUAUAAAAUACAAUAACUUAGAAGAGAAAAAUAAAUUUACAUGCUUAAUUAUCUGGGCCAUAGGGCUGUAAAUGUAUAACCAAAAAUUUGAUUAUCGUCCGCAUCCGUAUCCGUUUGUACAGAAAAUAUCCGCAUCCGUUAAAAGCAGUUAUUAACUGUAUCCAAUUGGUAAACGGAUACGGAUUUGGUAAUCAUACAUCCGAUCCGUUUAGAAUCUGCUUUGCAUUGACAUCCGUUAAGUAACCGUUUAUCCGUGUAACAGAUCCAUGAUAUAUAGUUUUUCAUAAUUUUUUAUUUUUAUAUUUUGUUUCUCUAUUGAUAUCGCAAAGUAUAAGACAUUUU